ACCUAAAGUCCACAAAGGAAUUCGUAAAUCUUGUUUAUCCGUCAUAAGCUUGCGUAUUACGUAUCACUGCUCUUCGGAAAUUAAUUCCGACCAGUACAAUAGCCAUGGGUAAAUUUAAUACGACCGCAAAGGGUUAAAAAAAAAAUCUCCAAGCGCAAACUAUCGCGCUAAAUAACGUUAACGUCGAGUUAGGAUUACCAUAACGCUCGUCGGAGUUCGUAUUUUCCGACACUCGUCUCGCAGAGAUAAACGAGACGAAAAAGGCGAUAAUUAAAGUAAAGUAAAAACCGUCGACGAGUAUCAACAAAGAUAUCGCGACGAUCCGAGGGCCGCGACGGUCUCGAAUGCGGCGCGUUUUAUCUCUGCAACCUCUUUCGCUCCGGAAUCAAAGAUAAUAGAAGAAAAGGCUCGGUGGGGAAGCGAUAGGCAAAACGUGUAAUGUAUUCAGCUCGCGUUUGCUUCGGAACGCGGAUCGUGAAUUUAGUCGUGGCUCCGUUCGCGUCCAAUAACAACGCUCUUCCUUUCACGCCUCGGAGUUGAAAACUCACUCGCGCAAGGCUGGCUACCUGUUCCCCUUCGUUUCUUUCGCGAAAGUAUCGAUCGGACGCAAAAUCUCACCCGGUCCCGCUGGAAUAGGAAGUUUCCACUCUUUUCGCGUCGGUGGCCAUUGCGCGAUCGCUCGACCGACCGAUACCACCGUCGAAAUCUCGCUACGACAUGUUGUCGUGCUACGUGACCGCGGUGCAAUGCGAGUGGUUGGGGAACCGUGGCCGUCGUGGCUCGAACGUGGAUUCGAGGCUCAAGGCGAUCGCAGCCGGGAACAACGUGAACGUCGAGGGAGCCACCCACAAGCAGGUGGUGGACUUAAUCAAGUCCGGAGGCGACGUCUUAACGCUCACCGUUAUCUCCGUCACGCCGCAGGAGGCCGAAAGAUUGGAACCGUUCGAGGAUCUCAGUUACGCAUCCGUGGACUACAGCGAGAAACGAUCCCUGCCGAUCAGCGUCCCGGAUUACCACGUACGCGAGAGGAAGCACGAGCGCUAUGUCGUCUUCAACGUCCACAUGGCAGGCAGACAUUUGUGCUCCAGGCGUUACCGAGAGUUCGCCGCUUUGCACGUGGCUCUGAAAAAGGAAUUCAUCGGCUUCAACUUUCCCAAGUUACCAGGGAAAUGGCCAUUCCAACUGAGCGAGCAGCAACUCGACGCUCGAAGACGCGGUUUGGAGCAGUACCUGGAGAAAGUGUGCGCCGUGCGCGUAAUCGCGGAGAGCGACGCCAUGCAAGAUUUCCUCACCGACAGACUCGAGGAGGACGGUGAUCAGGGGCCGGCUGUAGAUCUCAAGGUACUCCUGCCGGACCGCGAGGUUGUCACCGUCACGGUUGCCAAAGCUGCUUCCGUGAAAGACGUGUACGAUGCCGUUUGCAGCCGAGUAGGCUUGGACGCGGAAACGGCGAAAUACUUUUACCUGUUCGAAAUCGUCGAGUACAAUUUCGAACGGAAGUUGCAACCUCACGAGCACCCUCACACUUUGUACAUUCAGAACUAUUCGACCGCCAGUGCGACGUGUCUCGCGAUAAGGAGGUGGCUUUUCAAUGUAAAUAGACCACUCGGUGAGCAAGCGUUAACGUGGAUAUUCUGGCAGACCGUUGACGAAGUCAACAGAGGCCACAUCACGGCCGGUGAACGAUUGUAUCAGUUGAAGGCUUUACAGGAUGCGUCGAGGAAACACGAGUACCUAAAACUGGCGAAAGAAUUGAGCGGUUACGGCGACAUCGUGUUCCCUCACUGCGUGUGCGACUCGAGGAAGGAAGGGCACGUCGUCGCCGCCGUGGGAGCAGCGGCGUUCAAGCUGCACGCGGCGAAGGAGGACGGUACUUUGGAAUCUCAGGUCGUUGAAUUUCAAUGGAACACUAUCACCCGGUGGGAGGUGGACGAGGAAGGAAUGGCAUUCUGCUUCCAAUAUACGCGCCAGGACAAUCGUCCGCCGCGUUGGCUUAAGGUCUUCACACCUUACUACACGUUCCUGUCAGACUGUUUUGAUCGAAUAGCCGAGGAAGCGAAGUGGGACGAUCCUGGCGAAUGACGUAACGUCCGACGCUAAAAAUGUGUUUGGUGCAUAAUACGAGGUAUACCGUACCGUUUCAUCGAACGUUCACUCACGGCUGUCUUUGUAGCCCGAAGUUUAGAACUACGUUUUUUAAGGCGACCGCAAAGAUCAGUAAGACACCUAAUCAUAUCAGUCUCUCGCUUGAUCAGCUUCGCAACGCGUCCCGUGUCGAAAUCAUUUGCAACGUUGCAUCGUUAUACGAACGCGAACCUCGUGCCGCUGUAAAAAUCAACAAUUUUCUUUUUCAAGGAAAUGCGGAGAGAUAGCAAACGCCACCACCAGUCCCGCGUAGACGUAUCGUCGUCUCUUUAGCUGAUAAUCUUUCUACCAUAGAAAACCUCGAUACUUUAGCUUACGGUUGAUCCACGAAUCGCUGAAAGACAUAAGAGAAUUACGUUAGUCUCCGCUCUCCAGGGUAAGAUGUUGCAAUAUCACGCCAGCCUUUAGACGAAUCUAUCCUCUGGCCUAUCACUCGUUCCGCGUACCGCGUAAUUCGUUCUCGCGCAAGAGAAUCGUCGAAUUACGAGACGUUCCUCUCUACUAGCCUAAUAGAUAUCGCAGACUUUCGUUCGUUAAAUCCGUACGAGUGAAUGAACUUAAGCAAGAAGUAUUAACGAUAUAGUUUAAGCCGGUUGCUUUCCUUUCGCGCAGGCUCUCCGCGCAUUUACAUACCGAAGACGGUUCCGAGCAUUUCAGUUUCGUCGUUUCGCAUAGUUCCGACGCACCGUGAAAUAGAGAUUCGAAGGAUACCGGGAAUUACUUCUCCCAGGAUGUAUAUUUAUAUUAUUAUACAAAGGCAGAGAUACAAAGGUGAAUUGUUCUCGAUCCGAAUACGCGUUACCGUGUCGCUAUUGUGUAUAAACCGUGAAUACGAUUAGCGCUCUGAACGAAGACGCGAUCCGAUUCGAAAAGUAAACCGUAGCUGUGAAUAGUCGAAACCUUAACGCGCUGUUCCACCGUUGUCGAAGAAUUGAUGAAAACGUACUUCACCUUGGUCGUAUCGUACGAAUAACGUUCGUAAAUUAAUAACUAAUAACGAGGUUAAUCGAAGAGGAAAAGUAUCGGAUGGAGGAGGAGAGCGUUAAGAUGAUACGAAUAUAAGACUUAAAAACGAAAUAGGUUGAUCGAAAAAACACCAGGUAGAAUGCCAGAAUGAAGAAGAAACAAAAAAAAAAAAGUAAUAAAUAAUACUCAGUGACAUUGUUGAGAGAGAUAUUAAUAAUAGGAAACGAAAUGAAUAUAUGAAUAAUUUUAGCGUCUUUAAUAUCGGCGGGAACGCCGAUAAACUUUUAAAGUAUCUUGGCCUGCUCGUCGUGGUUUACGGGUAGAGACAGCGAAUCCUUCGAAACGAAACUUCUUCCGCAUUUAUUACGUCGUUUCGCCCCCUUGUUUUCUGCGUCACCCUUUCCGAUGGCUUCGCAACUGAACGUCGCUCGUUUCAAACGAUUCGCUCGCCCAACAACGAGAGAAGCCUCGGCAGAUAAUAAGUAUAGAGAUAGAUGUAUAACUAUCGUUAAUGUUUUUAAACUUUAUUCGGAAUGAGUCGUGCGUGAGAUUUUCGAGACAGCCAAGGUCGAGUGGCAAGAAUGAAGGGUACGUUAACGGAGAGGUGUAAAAAUAAUAAAAAUGUUGGCUUGCUCGACACGAAUCACCCGACGUGUAUAAUAUUCAAAGACGAUGGCGAACGAAACGAAGAGAAAAAAAGAUUAUUCCCGAAAGCGUACAACGAUCGAAAGUUCUUGUUAUUUUUGCAUCGGUUUAACGGACGAUAACGACCCCCGAUUCUUGUUCCGUGAAUAAUUUGGGAAUUGUGCAAGAUUACCUGUGAGCUAUCCUUGAAUUUGAACGAAUAAAGGUAGACCUUCGGUUGCUUGAGGUUUUGGAAUGAAAUCGUAUUUACGAUGCUUCGAGCUCCACCUAGGUUUAAGUGUUGAAGCGUUCGUCCCUUUGUUAGCGUUUGCGUUUUCGCCGAGAAUCACUACGAAAGAAAAAGAAAGAAACGUUUAUCCAUAGAAAGCGGCAUCGGUAUUAGUCUCUUAGUGUUCCUGAGUUUGCAGUCGGCAAAAUCAGCGCACACCAAGUGUCGAACAAGUAUUAAAAUACUGCGGAUAUGUUCUAGCCGAAGGUCGCGUUGAUUGGCGGAAAGAAGCAGCCGUGAAAUUGUCAUGACUUUUUGCGAUGUAUUGUAUUAUUCCAUUAAUCGAUGAAGUAAUUACAUAAUUAAUUUAACGCUAAGUGUCUCGAAAUGCCGGAGUUGGUACGCGUUCGUGGCUAGAAUAUUUUUGACGAAGUUACAUUGUUACAAAUACAUUGAGUAGGUCUCGAUGGCGUGUAGAAUAUUUUCGAACGAAAUUAGGCUGAAUCGUAGAAACGAAAUACGUCCAAAUUCCAACAGUGGUUUGCCUCGGAAGAAAGGAAGUUUAUAUCGAUAAUUUCUCAUCGGCAUUCGUCGUUUUCGCGUGUAUACAAUAUUUAUAACGAGUAUUUAUUAACGUCUUAUCGUUCGCAAAAUCGGCCAUUCGAUAUGGUCGACGCGUGGAUCUUUAGUUAUUUAUUGUCGUUCGAUAGUAUUUUUGUAUCGAAAGAGAUAUUUACGUGUCCCGAAGAAAAGUUGGUUUCGUUUAGAUUAACGAAUUUCCGAGUCGGGCGAUAGGACGAUUAAUUAUUAAUUACUUCAUUAAUUAACACGUUAAAUAAUUCUGUCUAAUUGGAUGACGAAUUAGGUAGUAUAAUUUAAUUAUUGUUAUAGUAAGACCAUAUCAUUACAGUUAACUCCAUAGAAGUUAAUUAAACUAUUAUGUAUAAUCGUAGCCUGUAAUAACAAGUGCUCCAGUUUAUCAUCUGGUAUCAGUUCGCGACGUUUGCUGUAAAACUGGUAUUUCGAAUUAGCGGCGGUAAUCGAUAUAUAUAUAUAUUUUUUUUUCCCUUUCUUUUCGACUCAUCUACUUCAAAAUCGGAGAAAAAUAAAAGAAGUGCAGAGAA
Molecule: messenger RNA, 5088 nt
Organism: Hylaeus anthracinus
Lineage: Eukaryota; Metazoa; Arthropoda; Insecta; Hymenoptera; Colletidae
Gene: Snx27
Product: sorting nexin-27
Exons: 7
Coding region: 718-2082 (454 amino acids)
Biological process (GO): intracellular protein transport; signal transduction
Cellular component (GO): early endosome
Molecular function (GO): phosphatidylinositol-3-phosphate binding; protein binding
Source: RefSeq, a predicted model, not a curated record